Molecule: messenger RNA, 617 nt
Organism: Trichobilharzia szidati
Lineage: Eukaryota; Metazoa; Platyhelminthes; Trematoda; Strigeidida; Schistosomatidae
Source: the annotation of a GenBank genome assembly
GUUUCUUCUUGUAAGUGGGUCCAAUGCUCAUCACAUCUCUGAAAUUUAUACACAUAUUAACUUGUUCCCUUAAGCUAAUAAAUGUAAAGUCUAUCUUAUUUCAUUAUUGCUAUUUCAAAGCCCGCCUCAGUAACGUACAACAUAUAUUAGCCGCAACGCUAACGCAAAAGAAAAUCUACCAAUCACAACUUGUAUAAGUGACCUUCAAGUGCUCAGCUUCUCCGUCAGCCAUUUGUGCCGCUUUCCUCUGUCUCAGUUGUUAUCGUGUUGUUGUUUUCGGCCUAUUCUACGAUGACACAAAAUACCAACAUUCCUGUCAAUUAUCCAAUGAUGCCACAAAUGGACGAUAUGAAUAAGUAUGCACAUUUACUACAAGUUAUUGAAGAAAUGGGCCGUGACAUUAAGCCGACUUAUGCCAACAACAAAAAUGCUGCAGAAAGAUUGAAGAAAAAUAUCCAUACUGCUAGAAUUUUAGUCAGAGAGUGUGUUUCGGAACUUGAGCGUGUAAUGAGGACGUAAACGAAUGUCCUUUGGUUGUCAAGAAUAAAAUUUUAUAUAUUCUCUUAUUUGUGUACCCGAAGGCUUAUAUUUAUUCUUGUACUUGGCUGAAACAUCAU